GAGACUAGCGCUGUGACGUCAGAGCGCUGUGAGGCAGAGCACGGGGCAUCACUGCACAUCCAUUAGCAGGCUAGCUGGCUAACUGUGGCUAACGUCAGCUAUGGUCCAUCACUAUUAUUAUCUAAUUUCCAAAAUAAACAACCACUCGGAAUGACAUGGCUGACUAGCAACAGGCACGGAACAUGGUGACUGUUUGGAUUUUAACUGGGAAUCCAAUGGUGCAACGAAGCGAGUGAGGAGCUUGCGUCACUGAUGCCAGGUGCAGGCUGUAGCUGAGAGCUCUCAGGAUGAGUGGGACUGGAGAGCACACUGACAUCCUGUCAGUGGCAGACGUGGUCAGAGACAGAUGGAAAGUGACAAGGAAGAUAGGUGGAGGCGGCUUUGGGGAGAUCUACGAGGUUCUGGAUCAGUUGAGCCAGGCCACUGUUGCCUUAAAGGUGGAGUCUGCUCAACAACCCAAACAGGUGCUGAAGAUGGAGGUGGCUGUGCUGAAGAAACUUCAGGGCAAAGACCACGUGUGCCGCUUUGUGGGCUGUGGCCGAAAUGAUCGGUUCAACUACGUGGUGAUGGAACUCCAGGGGAGGAAUCUUGCAGAUUUGCGAAGAACCAUGAGCCGCGGCACCUUUUCCGUCUCCACAACUUUGCGACUUGGCAAACAGAUUUUAGAGGCCAUUGAAAGCAUCCACUCUGUAGGCUUCCUGCACCGAGACAUCAAACCCUCCAACUUUGCAAUGGGAAGGCUAGCCAGUACCUGCAGAUGCUGCUAUAUGCUUGAUUUCGGCUUGGCCCGCCAAUUUACCAACUCCAGCCAAGAAGUCCGUCCACCCCGUCCGGUGGCAGGCUUCAGAGGAACUGUGCGAUAUGCUUCAAUCAAUGCUCAUAAGAAUAAGGAAAUGGGUCGACAUGACGACCUGUGGUCCCUCUUCUACAUGCUGGUUGAGUUCACUGUUGGUCAGCUUCCCUGGAGGAAAAUCAAAGACAAAGAACAAGUAGGAAACCUAAAAGAUACGUAUGACCACCGACUCAUGCUGAAGCACCUUCCCUCAGAGUUUUGUGCUUUCCUGGAUCACAUCUUGACCUUGGACUACUUCACUAAGCCAGACUAUCAGGUUGGCCAUGUCUUUGUUGAGAACGCUAUGAAGAGUCACAGUGUGCUGGAGAAUGACCCUUAUGACUGGGAGAAAUGUGACUCGGAGGGUAUGCUGAGCAUCACUGCCGCAACAACCACGGCUCAGCAGCUCACUCGCCUCACACCGGCGUACUUGGGCAUGGCCAACGCUUCUAUGCUGCCAGCCGAGCUGCAGAGGGAGAACACUGAGGAUGUCCUGCAAGGGGAGCGCCUCAGCGACGCAGACAACUGCCCCCCCAUCCCCACACCCACCACCCCUGGUGCAGAUGUAUGGGAAGAGAUGGACCGCAACCGCAACCUUAAACAUGUCCAGCCGACCAUCAGGAAGGUGGUGAGUGAGGAUGAACACAGUCAGAACCAGGGGAACCAAAGCCCCAACACCGGCUCCAUGCAGAGUUCUCCUAGACGGGUGCGAUCAGAGACCAUGUUCCUGGAGCGGGCUGCACCUCUUCUCCGGAGGAUGAGACACAGUCAGAGCUUGGCGUUUGAAAAGAGGCUCGCACCCGAACCCAAGCCCACCAUCGAACGCUUUCUUGAGGCCUACCUGGGCAAACAACGCCCUGUCCUUUCUCAAGUCGGGAAGAUGACCAUUCCUGAGAGGGGGGAGGGGAAGCAGCCUUUCUGCCUCGAGGAGCACUCGGGCGCAGCCACCCCUGAUCAAGAGGAAGGAGCAGCCAGCUGCGGAUUUGUGGCCGUGAACCUCAGCCCCGUGCCCCAGGAGGGAGACUCUCAGGAGUGGGUGAUGCUGGAGCUAGAGCAAGGCGGCGGUUCUGGAGCCAGCAAGCCUACAGGCGAGGACAAGCGUGAGGACAAGCGUGAGGACAAGCCUGGGACGGACGCGCCCGCUGAGGCUGAGAAUCAGACCUCCGAGCCGCAGGAGGGUCAGUCAGCAGCGGUGCCCAGCAGUCCUAUCCUGUCACAGAUGUCCAUGCCCGGCACGUGGUUACUGGGCCACAGGAGACUGCCGGGGAUGCUGGGACAACUGCCCUCAGUCAUGAUGGGACGAACCCAGAUGGACCAGUCUUCUAGCUGUGCACUCCCGUCCCCUGUGGAUGAGAGGAGCGCUGCAAUACCACUAGAGGCGCCAUCUGAAAAAUCUGAAAUACUCCCAGAAGAAAUCUUAAACCACGGAGAGAAGUUGGAGUUAACCCCAGUGCCAAGCUCAGCCAAAGGUCACGCUGCUCAUCUGACAAACGACAGAGACCCUGAGAGUGACUCUGGUCUGCCUGACCGCUCCUCGGAGCCCAAUCAGCAGCCUCAAGCCGACACAGCAGGGGGCGCUAUGGAGAGCACCGUCACCGUCUCCUCCUCUCCUCCCCCAGCCCUGCUCCGGAUAAGAGACUGUCCCUCGUCCCCUAGAUUAAGUCGUAUCCCAGUUCGAGACCCCAGCAACCCCCUGGACUCUCCGAGCAGGGACCUGAACAUGGAGAGGCGUCACCGCUGGAGCAGCCCGGUCCCCGGCUCCCCCACCCACUCCCCCUCUCCGUCUCUGUCCUGUGACAACCUGCCGUGCGUUUUGCCGAGAGACCGGCUCUUCUCAGAGCGAGGAUCCAGGUCUGACUGUGUCGGAGAAGACCCUCUCUCCCUGUCCUCCUCAUCGGGGAGUAAGAGUAAGAUCCCCCGACCUGUGAGCGCCACCUUCAUACCGGAGCAACUCACUAGCAGGUUUCUGCCUCGACCACCGCCGGGGAAACCACCCAUCCGCCCGGGCGUGGACAACAGAAGGCGCCGGUUAAGAGUGCGUGCCAGCAGCACCAGCGACGCAGACUUCCUGGCCAGUCUAACUCAGCUGAUGCAGGACCGCGGCGGGGUGCUCUUCAGCCCCCCCCCUCGCCCUCGCAGCUCCUCCUCCUCCCUGCAGCGCUCCCUAAGCUCCUCCCCCUCCCGGGAGCUCCGGGAGGGCGGGGUGCUGCAGGGACGCAGCUACUCUCCCUCCAGCUUCUCUGGUUCCCCUCCUCCUCGCCACUCUCACCCACACGACAGGCCCGGGCUCCAGGCUCCGUGGGGCCACAGCUCCAGGGGAAGGGGUCUCCUCCACGAGGGUAAAGGCUCUGGAAAAGUGAGUCGGUGACUGUAUUUGGAACAUAAGUGACUGAUCGGGAUGGUGCAACUGUAGCGAGAGGCUGUUUCACAUCCAGUCGCUGAUAGCAUGUGUAAAUACAGUAUUUACUCAAGGGAAUGUACUGUAUGUAAUGUAAAAUGUAUAAAAUGUAUUUAUUUAUUUAUUCAUUUGUUGGACGUGUCUCUCGAAAUACUUGACGAUGUGGCUUGAUACCUGCAGUUGAAAUAGAAAGGUUGAGAAAACCUUAAGAUUGCCAACUCUUACCUCUCAUUUCACUCCUCUUAACUCUCCAUAUAGGCCUAAUAUGAGACCAAAAAGAUAAUGUUAAAUACUUGAGGGAUGUAAAAAAUGAUGCUUAUUGUAGAUAUGUACCAUGAGGAAGAUAGUAAACACUAAUAGAAACCAUGAACUCACGUUAAGAACACUAAUAAUAAAUAACACCACGUGCAGUAUACCAACAUCGGUUGACAUGUACAGAACCAGGGCAUGCAGCUUUGACCUCACUCCUGUAAAACAGCUGGAUUAAUUAUUAUAUGUGACAAUGAAUUGCUCAUUUGACAUAUCAGAGCGUAGUAGUGUGCUUUUACUUUGCUAGAAAAUAUUUGUCAUGCAGAAGGCAUCCGCAUAUUAGAAUGUACAUGUAAGUGCACUCAUACUUAAGUAUUGUGAAAGAGCAUGGCUAUCAUUGCAAUGGAUCUUUUUUUAUUUUAUUCAUUUGUACAAUCUGCUUGGGCGUGUAUUUUUAUUGAACUGCUUAUGAUCUCAAAGAACAUCAUAAUAUGAACCAGCAAAGAUGUGCACUUUUAUUUCUUCCACAAAAUAGAUGGUAAAGGAAGAAAACUGAUAAAAAUGGAACCUGUUCAUCAUGUCUCCUUGUUGUUGCAUUUUAUUUUUUAGCACAAUUUUAAAUAUAGUCAAUUAAAUAAAUGCCAAUUCUAAACAAACGUUGAAUUCAUGGCUACACUUGCUGUAGUUUUUCAUUGUUGAUUAAACGGUUAGUGCAUUUA
This is a messenger RNA of Gymnodraco acuticeps, 4198 nucleotides long. It is a transcript of the gene ttbk2b, whose product is annotated as tau tubulin kinase 2b. Gene Ontology annotation, cellular component: ciliary transition zone; cytoplasm; nucleus. Bases 288 to 3200 code for a protein of 970 amino acids. Gene Ontology annotation, biological process: signal transduction; peptidyl-serine phosphorylation; cilium assembly. NCBI's taxonomy places the organism in Eukaryota, Metazoa, Chordata, Actinopteri, Perciformes, Bathydraconidae. The record is from RefSeq and is a predicted model, not a curated record. The transcript has 15 exons. Gene Ontology annotation, molecular function: ATP binding; protein serine/threonine kinase activity.